Hordeum vulgare subsp. vulgare (domesticated barley) is the source of this 1181-nucleotide messenger RNA. RefSeq lists its product as uncharacterized. The transcript is spliced from 4 exons. NCBI's taxonomy places the organism in Eukaryota, Viridiplantae, Streptophyta, Magnoliopsida, Poales, Poaceae. The coding region runs from base 265 to 819 and encodes 184 amino acids. The record is from RefSeq and is a predicted model, not a curated record.
CUCUCACCCGCCCACUACCCCGACCCGUACUGCGCCGCCGCGGCCCUCACGCCUCCGCCGCCGCCCCGCGCCUCCCAUCUCGCUUCUCAGUUCUCUCCCCACUCCCCAGAUCUGGCAACAUUGCUCCGGUAUAGAAGGACCCCUCCUCCCACGGUCGUCGGGCCCUCGUCCUCCACCCCAUAGCCACCGCGUCCGACCUCCACCGCGCCGCUACCUUCCUCCCUCAUCGGCAGAGCCCGCCCCCUAGUAGUCUUCCACACACCCAUGGACGACGACGACAGUGACGCGGCAGCCGCCUCCCUCCUGCGCGUCUCUUCUGGCGACGGUACCGCACCCAUCUACGACGCGUGCUGCACAAAAAGCGCGAUGGAGGCGGGCGGACCCAAGCUGGACGCGUGGGGUGGAUCCCCGUACACCCCAUUCUCUCGCCUCGGCGUGUCUCAUGGGGGAACUCGCGGCCCUCAACGGUGGCGAGCGAGGAGGCUCCCGCUGCAGCUCCGAGCACCUUCCCGACAUGCUGCGUGGCCUAGACGGCCAAGUGAGAUUGCGAAGAACUUGCCACUUGCACCAGUAAAGCUCCAUUACACUAUGCCUGCUGAAGAUGCAAUUAAAAUCAAAGAAGGUGAAUCUGGGAGACAGCCUUGGAGAGACACCUUUGAAAGUUUCUUGUAUGUACCCAUGAGGACCGUCAUGGUAUCCACCCACACCCUCUUGUUGGCUUUCUAUGCGGUGCCUCAGCGUCCUAUAGAUGACCGAAAGCUUGCAGUAGCAUCAUCAUCAUCUCUGUCUCCUUCCUCACGAGCUUCAUGUCGUAGAUGAGGUCGCAACCGAGGUUUGCAUCACGGAUGCCGUCGACGGUGGGCAUACAUGCUGUGGCGGAAGCUCAUGGCAUAUUGUAGGUUGAACUCAUGCUUUUGUUUGUUAAUUCUUGUUGCAUAUGUACACAUGUUGUGAACCGUCCUUGAAUAUGUAUGUGUGUUUUUGUGAAACUAUGUUGGAUAUGUAUGCAUGUGUGGACUUUGAACUCAUCAUCGGUUUGUUAUUUUUGUGAACAUGUAAUAUAUUGGAUAUGUAUGCAUGACCAUUUCAUUUGUGAAUUCUUGUUGCAUAUGUACGCAUGCUUUUGUGAAACUAUAUUGUUGUUGUGAUCUAUUGGAUAUGUAAUAUAUUGUUGUUGUUGU